Molecule: messenger RNA, 3660 nt
Organism: Cylindrotheca closterium
Lineage: Eukaryota; Bacillariophyta; Bacillariophyceae; Bacillariales; Bacillariaceae
Source: the annotation of a GenBank genome assembly
AUGAGUGACAAUGCAACUUCUGUCUCUCCCACAGCGGCACCGGUUGCCCCUAAUUUAAACUCCACGGAAAUUCCCAGCUCAGCACCAACGACAGCCAUUCCGACCGAUUCACCAUCCUCUCUUCCAUCUGCUGAAAUUUCACCUUCGCCUUCGUUUGCGAUUACCACAAGUGAUGACAACUGUGACUGUUCCAACUGCAGUAGCACUUCACCGCAGGACACAGAAACUUCAAUUCUUAAGGUUGUUACACCUCCCGAGUUUGUAAAUUAUCUACAGUAUCACAUAACUGGAUUCCAACAAUUGAAUCCUAAUGUUCUUGUUCAGGUGGAAGUUGUCAACCGAGGCGAUGACCAGGAAGAUCCCUUUCGAGCCCUGCAACAGCGCUUGUUAUUGGGCGACGAUGACCCAUGGGAUGGCGCCAUGUUUCCUUCUCAAUUAGUCGGCUCAUUGGACGAUGAGUUGUGGGAACUGGACGAUUACCUCACCACUUCAACAACACAUGAUGUCCUGCCCUUCUUUCAACGAUACUCUCUCUAUGGUAAUGCCACCAAGAUUAUGCCUUUGGAUGGCAACAUCGCCCGCAUGUUUUAUCGAAAGGACUUGUUGGAGCAGCAUAAUGUGACAGUCCCCCGGACGUGGGACGAAUACGAACAAGUUACACAGUACUUUGACCAGAACACUGAAUUUCAAGGUAGCUGUGUCAGCACUUGCGGAACUCGGAACAAUGCUGACUGGGCCUUUCUUGUGUUGUCAACAAUGACACAAACCAUGGGGUCAUCCUCGGGCUUUUUGUUUGACCCAAUCACCUCUCAGCCGGUUUGGGGGGAUGCCAUGGAAGAAACCCUAAGAUUAUUUUCUGGACAUGGCCACGAAGCAACAGAAGACUGCCAGGGUGGGAGAUUUUCACAAGGAGAAUGUGCCUUGACGUAUACUUGGGAUGGCGGUAUUUUUUCGUAUACUGGGAGUCCAGACAUUGGAGUGGCCCCAACACCAGGAUCACCCAUAGUCAUGGAUCGAGUGACUGGGCAACUGGAGAAUUGCACUCCCUCCUUGUGUCCAUUUGGGGAACAAUACGAUGAUAUCGGUAUCGUGAAUAGAGCACCGUAUUCUGCCUUUGGAAGCUGGGUAUCGGGAGUGUCCAACUCAACCGCCAACAACCGAGAGAUGGCCGAUUUCUUUUCCUACCUUCAGUCGCAGUCGUUUCAAGACGUCUUGCCGAACGAACGAACAACCCUGUUGGACUCAUACCAGUACAAACAUACGGAAGCAUAUCGAUGGAUUAAUGAUGGUGGAGUAGCACCAACUAUUGCUGACGAGUACACUGAGAGCAGUCGAGCCAUGAAUUCUCUGAAUGCUGUAAUGCAUCUACGGAUGCCAAAUGCCGAUGCAUUCUUCAAUAUAUUUGACGAAGAAGUCUCUUCAUACAUGUCGGACAUUGAUACCAAACCCAAUCUAGAGUUUCAAGAAUCAAUGCGCCUAAGGGAAAAGGCUGCAACAAGAAUGACUGCCAGAGUCGAAAACCUAAUUGCCAGCCAACCCGAAUUCACGUCGUCGUAUCAAGAUUCCAUCGGCUUCUUGACAGCCCCGCGCGAAGCUUUCAACUACAUUGACGAAGAUUAUCGGACUGUUGCCUGGGGAAUGAGUGGACUCAUUAUUGUUGCGUCAAUUUCAUUGAUUUUCUGGACAAUUUUGUUCCGAAAAAAUCCGGUGAUGAGAGCAUUCCAGCCAUUUCUGUUGAUUCAGUGUGCCGUUGGAGUGCUUCUCAUGGGAGUGACUAUUCUUUUAAUCGGCCUGGACGAUCAAAUGUUUGAUCAAGAUUUUCUGGAUUUUACAUGCAUGGCUGGCCCAUGGGCGUAUGUUGUCGGUUUCACCAUCUUUUACUCUUCUGUAUACUGCAAGAUUGAAGAAUGCACAAAGAUGUUCAGGGAUCCAAAGAAUAACAAAGUUCUAUUUGUGUCAUUAGGGACUGAUGCACAGCUCACUUCUCGAUUACUCUUUUUGAAUGGAGCCAUCCUUGCUGCUUGGACCGUUUCCGAUCCGUUGCGAUGGGUUCGGCAGGAAUUGGACGGCGGUAUGAUCUACCCAGAUGGUACUGUCGAAACAUAUGGCAUGUGCCGGGGAGGAGAGUUUACAUCCUUUGCUUUUGCCAGCGUGCUCUACUUCUUGAACAUGUUCAUCCUGGCCAUUGGAAUUGUUCGAGCAUUGAAGUGCCGAUUUUUGGUGUUGGAGUACAAUGAACUUCAGUGGUUGACUCUGUCACUUCUCCCAUUUCUCGAAAGCUGGAUGAUUGGAGGUUCUGUUCUUGCCAUCUCGCGGGACAAUCCAACUGUCGUCUUUAGCUCCCUCGCCUUUGUCAUUACGGUCAGUGCGGUCUGUGCUGGAUUGGCCAUUUUCGCGCCGAAAGAUUGGUAUGUACGAAAACACAAGUACAUGGAGACAAGAUCUCGGAAGGAAACAGAGCAUACAACUUCUGGAAUUCUAUUGCUGCAACAUCCCAAGUUCGAGAACCAGAAACUGCUGGAUAAUCUACAGAUACAGCUACGGGAGACUUUGACGCACAAUACCGAACUAGAAAUUGAAAUCCGUGGAAUGCAAGAGAGGUUUCGUGAACUAAACUACAUGAAUGAGCAGUAUGCGAACAGCCAAAGAACGGUUCGUGCCCUCGCUAGUCCCAGAGCAUCACGACUCUCGUACGGUGCAACUAAGAUACCAGUACCAGCACAAAUACCAGAGCUACAGGUAUGGAAGAUGCCCGACGAUGAAGAUGAGACGGAGGUGGAUCUCACUUCUGAAAUCGCCGCUGGACCGUUGGAGUCAUUCAGCCCUAUGAACAAAGGACAAGUGGACUACACAAACAAGACUUCAAAUGGCUUGCCAACGUCGUCGGUGAAUGAUCAUGCGAAAGCUAUCGGGGCAGAGUCCGCUUUAGACGAUCUUGUCAACGGCGAUGAUGUGGAGGCUCUUGGCAGUAAAGCUGAUAAGAUGGCCAAUAAAUUCAAGGCCAGUGCUGGCAGAGCUCUUAUUGGCGAUGGCGUUGAUCAAACCAACCUCCAAGAGAUGAUGAAACCGAACUUGUUCUCGAAUCAACGCAAACCAGGUGAACCCUCGGGGGAUGAUAGCUACACAAAAGAAGAAGAGAAACGCAGAUCACAAAGGACUACCGGUAGCACAGGGUCUGCCUCGAAAGAAUCUUCGCCUCCUAGUUCUGGAAAUCUCCGCCUGUCUCCGCAAGAUUCUGCGAAAAGGAGUGGGGUGUCGUUCAAACCUGAUACUCAAUUUAAUGCUGCUGCCCAAGAAACUGUUCCAACUCCUUAUAAUAUGGGAGAAUGGUCAGCAGUCGGUGUCACUGGUGGAGUUUUGGUGGAUAUGUCCGACACAUCAAGCUAUAGCUCGAAUACCAGCUCGGCUCAAUCGGCAACUUCAAUGGAAGCAACUAUGCGAGCUUCCGCUCUCGAUACACCCUUUGCAAAAGAGAUUGAUAAUUUGGUGGCGAAAAAGGAUUGGGACGGCUUGCAGCUAGUGGCAAAAUCCUACGAACCCUCAUCUGCGAUUGACGAGAAGAAGCGAAGAAAAAGAGAGUUGGAGGCUUCUUUCGCCAAGACUGCAAUUUCCAGAACUUCAAGUGGAGAAAAUGAAACCCAUGAAACCCAUUGGGCAUAA